AUGGAUUCACCCGAUUCCAUGAAUCCCGAUAACUCUUGCUUCAUGGACCUCUUACAUAGUCAAAUGGGUACCCAAAAUGUAGUCGCCCAUCCUUACGACAGUUCAUCACAAGUCCCUAUUUUUAGCACCCAAUGUCCCAAUGAUGCUCCAAGUGAAGUUGGAUCCACACAAGUAGGCCGUAGAACAAAAACGACAUGGUCACCAGCAGAUGAUGUUCUGCUCAUCAGUGCAUGGCUAAACACGAGCAAGGAUCCAAUCACUUCAAAUCAGCAAAAAGGUGGAACAUUUUGGUCUCGGAUUGAAAAAUAUUUUGCAUCAAGUCCGAAGGCUGCAGGUCGACCACAUAGAGAGGCCAUGCAUUGUAAGCAGAGGUGGGGGAAGAUUAAUGAUAUAGUGUCCAAGUUUGUUGGAUGCUAUGAGGCUGCAGAAAAGCAGAGAUCAAGUGGGAUGAAUGAAGAUGAUGUUAUGAAGAUAGCACUCCAAAUAUACUUCGAUGAUCAUAAGGUGAAGUUCACCUUGGAGCAUGCAUGGCGAGAGCUUAGGCAUGACCAGAAAUGGUGUUCAUCUUCAUCUACUAGAGGGACUGCAACAACAAAAAGAAGGAAGUGCGUGGAUGGCUCUGCUCAGUCUUCAAGCUCCCAACCACAUGAAGAGGAUGAAUCAACAACUAGGCCACCUGGUAUUAAGGCUUCAAAGGGUAAAUCGAAAAGGAAUGUGAACAAUACAUAA
Camelina sativa (false flax) is the source of this 729-nucleotide messenger RNA. Its product is annotated as glutathione S-transferase T2-like. Lineage: Eukaryota; Viridiplantae; Streptophyta; Magnoliopsida; Brassicales; Brassicaceae. The record is from RefSeq and is a predicted model, not a curated record.